Messenger RNA from Didymodactylos carnosus, 7203 nucleotides. NCBI's taxonomy places the organism in Eukaryota, Metazoa, Rotifera, Eurotatoria, Philodinida, Philodinidae. The record is from the annotation of a GenBank genome assembly.
AUGAAAAUUGUACCUGAAAGUUAUAUAUGUCGUCUAAAUAAUACGGAAGUCAUAGUUUAUAACGUACCAAUGUUUGUCAAACGAAAUACAGAGUAUAUCAACUUAGAAUCAGGAAUCGAAGAUACUGAAGAUAAAUAUGAUGUUCAAUGGUUUAUGCGUACAAUCAAUUCAACAGAUGUUGCUUUUAGAGAAAAUUUUAAUUGGCUAGUAUUUUCUUCAAGUAUUCUGAAAAUAUGGGAGUCACACGAAGGAAUGCGUCUGAGUCGUGAAUGUGAUACGGCUGAAGAUGGUCGAAUUGCCAUAUUUAGUAAACCCCGUGGAAAACGAAAACUGAUAUCUAGACCAAUAGAUAUUAGAAACUUAUCAUCCGUCCAUUUUCGUAUUGGAAGUGGAAAUUGUCCUAUAUCACCGUCAGAUCCAUUAGUAAAGAUUUAUCUAUCUGCUGAUGAAAACUGCACAGAGUGGCUUGUUAUAUAUUCAACAAAGAUAUUUCCUGGUGUCGAACAUGUGACAAUAACUGCUGAAACAAUCAUGUUACAAACAAGUUUAAACAUGACACAUGCUUGUAUCAAAAUCGAACAAUUAGGAUCAAAAUUUUCUGGUUGGUGGUUUAUUGAUGAUCUGUUAUUUCUCCGCCAAAAUAUGAGAAAAUUGACCGUGUUGCAAGAGACAUUUAAUUUAAUGAAGACAUCGAACUGGUUCCAUCUACCCGGUGCCAAACUAGAGAUAUGUGAUAAACAACUUGGUCUGGUAUUUGAGGCCAACAACAAGAUUAAAACUGAAUCAGGCGCAACAACUAUCGACAUGUCUUUGACAACGGACUAUAGUGCAGACGCUAUUCUGUAUUUGUGGAAUUAUACUGGCAACAAUGAAAAUCAAACAUGCUCUCAAAAUGAUGUUGUGGCAUUUAACCAAGAAACUUUUCGUCAGCUAUGCACACCACUUCUUGAUUUAGGUCAUAUUGACAACAUUCGAUUUACACUGUCUGCAGAUUUGUGUAGCAAACGAUCAAAAUAUUCACCAACCACAGAAGCAGUUAUUUUUCUGUCCGUUGUAUAUAACUCAAGUGAUCAUUAUUCUCGCACAAUCAAACGAAUAUUAUUGAAAGACGUGCAGCAAAUGAAAACAUUUCAUGUUCGAGUGAAUGAGAUUGCCACCGUAGAAAAUCGUUAUGGUCGAUUUUGUUUGAGUCAAUAUCAAUCAUCUAUGAAAAAUAUCGAUGUAUGGGGUAUUCAAUCAAUCAUUUUACUGCCACUAUUUCAGAAAAAUAUAACACAUUACGUUCAAUUUGAUUUAAACACUCAUUGCAAUUCUACAAAUUUAUUGGCUGAAAGCGUGAUGGUCGAUUUUUCUCUGAAUUACGGAAAAUCAUGGCAACGUUUAUUAAAACCAUGUUUGCUAGACAACUGUUUGGGUCCUGAGCAUAGUUACAGUUCAAGUAUUAAUUUACAAUUACGUAAUUGGCAACGUAUUACACUACCUAUUCCAAUUGCGGCUUUGCAAGAUAGAGUUCGUUUUCGAAUCUAUACUAAUCCAAAUUUACCAGAAUCUGGUGUAUGGGCAAUAGAUAAUGGAAAAGCUCUCGUGUUUUCAAAACCUGGUCAGCGACUUUUGAGGGUAUACAAUGUUAAUGGAACCACACCAAAAUUGCUCGAGUUUACAUUACGAUUAGGCAGUACUAGUCUACAUUGUUAUUAUCCAUCUGAUGACACAAAAUCAAUUAUUCUACUAUAUUCAUGUAGUAAUGGUGUUCACUGGGAAAUCAUUGAUCUAUUUCGUAUUUCGAAUAUAUUAGCACCCGAUUUUGGAACAAUAACAAGAAUUUUACCAAACCUUGCUGAUGAUGGAGAAGAUUGUCAAAUAAAAUUUCGACAACUAUAUCAUGCUGGAGAAGAUCAAGAUGUAUGGGCAAUUGAUGACAUCAGUAUUAGUGAUCUUCAAGAUUUGAAUGUAUCAGUCGUAAUUUUAAAUGUGUAUUUGGAUAAUGAACUAUUAAUACCAUUGAUUAAUUCAACAGAUGUCUCGGGAGUACAUUUUCAAGCCAUGUUUCCCAAUAACGAUACUAGUGAAAUGAUGAUGUUAGAAUGCUCAUCGAUCGGAGGAAUAAAAUGGUUAAACAUUGGGGAAUUCAUGUUGAACAAUUUGACAAAUGAUUAUUAUGUCAUUUUACCAGAAUUUUGUAAAGAUAAACGCACAUUAUUUCGAUGGAAAAUGAUAACGAGUAAUGCAUCUGUUUUUCGAAUGUUAAAUAUUGCAUUCUCGACUAAUCAAAUACGACAUCAUAUUAGCGAUAGAUUUAAGAAUGUAAAUAGUUUCAAAUGGCUUUAUGAUACAUAUGAAGUUAAAACUUGUCCACAAGAAUCAAAUAGUACUUGUGCUUUUAUUCAAAAAACAGCUAAUUCAAUAUAUAGAUUAACUUCAACAGUUAUUACGUUAAAAGAUGAAAGUAUUUUUACUUUUGAGCGUGUGUCAUAUAAAACCAAUGAUAUAAUAUCAGUAGAUUAUACAUUGGACAAUGUGACAUGGAUUUCAUUAGACCAAGAAUGUGAUGAUCACUAUCAUGAAUACUGUGAUAACAGCAAAACUACCAAUAAAAAUCGAUUUGCUUAUAAAAUUCCAACUAGUCUUCUCAGCCGAUCAGUCAGCUUUCGUAUUGAAAGCAGAAAAACAUUUACAUUAAAAAGUGUUUACAUUGGAACGCCAUGCUUCGCAAAUUGUUAUGGUCAUGGUAUUUGUCAGUGGGAAAAUAAUCAGCCAGUCUGUUAUUGUGAUUCACUAAACAACACAGAUUUAAAUUGUUUACCAACUAACGUAUUAUUAUCAUCGAUGUUUGAAACAUUUUCUGGAGAUUUGAAGACUUCAAUUUGGCGUGUUGUUAAUGGACAAGCAACAACACGUUGUCAUAAUCGUCGUAGUACAUCAACACCAUAUCUGUGCUUUUCAACUGGUACUACUAAAUUUGCUAUUGUUGGUCCGUUUGCAACGAUUAAAUAUGUAUCAUUUAAAUUAGGAAUGGUGAAUAUAACAAAUGAUUGUUUAAAUGUAGUUUUAUUUCAAUAUAGUUAUGAUAAUGGUAUAUUAUGGAAUACAAUAAAAAUGUUUGAUAAAAGUGAUUCUGUAAUUCAAUUCUUUUCAUAUUUGAAAAUUAAUAAUAAUAUGUAUCUACGUUGGAUUGAAACACAAGACUCGAAUGAUCAUAUGUGUCUGAUAUGGAAUUUACGCGGUUUAAUAAUACGUACUAAAGAAGAGAAUCCACUCGAUGAUAUUUGGUUUCAAAAUAAUUUAAUUAAUGUUCAAAAUAUAACGAAUGCUACACAAAAAAUUAAUUAUGAAGCACAAACAUGGGAAUAUUAUAUUAAUCCUGAUUCAAUUUUACAAUUUGAUCUUGUAAUGUCUGAAUAUUUCGAUGUAAAAACAAAUACUAGUAUCGAUUGGCAUAUCACUGUUGAUGUUAAUUUUGAGGCAAAUCGACAAUGGAUACCUUUGAUACCAUCAUGUAAUAUGUCAACUAAUUUAUGCGAUGAAACAGUAUGGGAAAGUGGUUCAACACUCUUAUCCUCAUUUUACACUAAACAAAUACGAAGAGUAAUUUUACCAAUACCAGAUAAUUAUUAUUAUCAAGAGGUUCGUUUUCGAUGGUCGUCAAAUCGAGUUGGCUUUGCAUUUGCUUUGAACAAUGUCUUUAUUGGUUCAAAAUGUAUGUGGUAUUGCUCAGGACAUGGCACAUGUACUCAAGAUAGUUGUCAAUGUGAUCCAGGUUAUGUACUGCCAUUUUGUUCGCUUGAUAUAUCCGUAAUAAAUAAAGAAUUGAUUUUAAAUGAAAAUAUCUUGUUUUGGGAUAAAAUAUGGGGAUUUGAAAUGCAGAAAUGUGCAAACGUGGAAAAACGAGUAUUUAUGAAGAGUGAAUAUCGAGGAUUGAUGAGUAAAGAGUUAUCUUUCGUUGAUAUUCAAGCUGUACGUAUUCAACUUGACUAUUAUUGUGAUAACAAUAGUAAUUCAAUAGAUGAGUUCACGGAUUUCAUUCGUGUGCAAGUGUCGACAAGUAACGGUGUAGUUUGGGAAUUAUUAUCUAACAUUGGACAACAGACAAAUAAAGUAUGGAUAGUUGAUAUACCAGAAGAAUUUCGUUUGGAUUCUAUUCGUAUUCGAUUAUUUCAAAAUGUUCAAAAAAAAUGGAGUUCAAGUUGGAUUUUAGAAAAAUUUGAAUUAAUACCGAAAGAAAUGCCAUCAAUCUGGAAUAUGACAAAUAUUAACUUCCAAACGAAUACAUUUUGUAAACAGCAUUUGAAUAAUGAUACAAAAUAUAGGUAUCAUUCUUCUGAAAACAUUGAGAUAUACUCCACAAUUGAUAUCAAAUUGACUAAUUAUACUGUGGUAUCAUUUCAGAUAGAAAACAUGUGUAAUAGAAGCUCACUGCGUAAGACAUUACCAAUUUUAUUAGAAUAUUCUAUUGACUACGGUUUAAAUUGGAUAUUAAUUGAACGACGAGCUACCAAACGCCAUGAUCUCUAUGUCAUUCAACCAUUACAAUCAAUCUUAAACACUUUUUAUGUGCCAUUGUAUCAGUAUCGACAUAUUGCAAAUUUUUUACGAGUUCGUUGGAUUUCAAAUAUGUUCGAAGAUAUGUGGAAUUUAAAAGAGAUUUAUAUUAGAAAUGAAUGUGAAAUGUUGUGCGAAAUCUUAAAACAGUUAAAAAUAUGUGAAUUAAAUGAAUGUCAAUGCAAAAAUUGUUCACAGUCUGAAGUUACAAAUUUUCCUACAACUUUAUUGGAAACAUUUGAUGAUGAUGAAAGUCAGUUAUUAGAUUAUGAGAUGAAUUUGAUAACAGAUUAUUGUCUAGUUUAUAAUGGAAAAAGUUAUCAUUUCAAUAGUUUUGUGCAACAAUCAUUAAUAUUGAAACCGUUGAAUCUUCUAUCAGUGCGAUGCAUCGAAUUCCACAUAAGAAUUGGUUGUACAAAAACAAAAAACUCUUUAAAACGUGCACCAUCUGUAUCGUUACGAUAUUCGUUAAAUUUUGGAAUAACGUGGAAAAUCUUUGAAACAUUUACGUGGGAAUCAAUGGGAACCUUCUAUGUUCACAAAGAGUUAACAGAUGAUAUUCGUAAAAAUGGUGUCCUAAUUCAAUUUGUUCAACAUUCGAAUCUAUCAGCAACCGUCGACUGGGCAUUAGAUCAGAUAAUUAUUGGUGGUUCAGUCGAUUUACAACAUUCACUCUAUACAAAUUUUGGUAUGGCAUCACAUUCUUUCACUCAUAUACUUUCAAUUGUGGGAAGACAAGUUACAGUAGAUCGUACAUUUAUCGUUUUUGAUAUCGAUUUUGGUUACACAUGGAAUGCUAUUGAUGAUGAGAAUUUCAGAGAACUUACCCAUUUAUUAAUUGAAAUAGUAAACAAAUCAUAUGUAUUAACAUGGUCAAUUCCAACAACAAUUCGAUCAAAUCAUAUUAGAUUUCGUAUUCAACUCAAUACCUCAUGUACUAAUGGUAAAAUUGGCAUUCGAGAGUUAUAUAUCGGCGAUGAAUGUAAAAAUGCGUGUAAUGGUCAUGGAAUGUGUUCGAAUGGAUCAUGCAGAUGUGAAUCUGGUUGGACGAAUGCUGAUUGUAGUUUAUCUCUUGCGGGUUUCCCAAAUGAAUUAGAUAUUCUUAAUACUGAGUAUUACACGACAACAGGUGCAUUAAAAGGCAAUAAAUGUAAUGUUUCACAUAGUUUUAUUUUUAUAGAGCUGCGUGUAACUCAAGAUCCCAUUCCUGGUUCAUUAUUAUCAACACCAUGGUCUAUCGAAGAAUUCAAUGUAUUUCAUAUUCAUAAAGAACUUCGUUGGUCUUCACAAAUGAAUGAUAAUUGGAAUACAACAUUUUUAGAUGGUAUUCAUAUUGAACGUGGAACAUUUUGUCAUAUUCCUUAUGUUUUUUUGAUUAAUUGUAAUCAUUCAAUGUUAAUAACAAAAGAUGUUUAUUAUUCAAGAGAUUAUAUUCUUCAACUAGAAAUAGCAAAUGGUUGUGGAAAUCAGACAAAUGAUAUUUAUAUUGAUUAUUCAAUUGAUCUCGGAGAAUCAUGGUCUAAUUUAGCGAGUUAUGAAUUAAGUUUAACAACAAUUUUUAUUCCACCAACUAACGAUUACGUUCGUGUCACUGUACCAUUUAAAGUGUUGACUAGUGUGUGCCGAUUGAAUACUGUCGUUAAAAAUGUUCGUUUUCAUGUUAGUGCCAUCCGAUUUCGAUUUCACAGUAAUGAUACAUGUACUAAGAAUUAUCCAAUUUGGUCCUUACGUUACAUUCAUAUUGGAAAAGCAUGUCAAAUGAAUUGUUUUGGUGCUGGACGAUGUGAAAAUGGACAAUGUAUUUGUAUGGAAGAUAAAUGUUCAACAAAAAUGUCUACAAUGAAAAAUUUUAGAGAAAUAUUUGAAAAUGGUUUUACAUCGAACUAUUGGAUGUAUCAUGAUUCGUAUACUCACUAUACCGAUAAACUAGGAACACAUCAUGUUUUAUGGACUGACAUAAAUAAUUAUAGUAAACAAGCCAUUACACGACCUAUAGAUUUACGAGAAAUUGGUGCCAUAAAAUGGACAUACAAAAUAAAUUCAACAUGUAAUUCAUCAUUAGAUCCAGUUUAUUUACUAAUUUCAACUGAUGGUACGUUAACAUGGAAGGUGUUACACAAAGCAAAAUUAACAUUAAAUUCAUCAGACUAUGCCACAAAUAUUGAAUAUAUCGAUCGAAAAAAAAAUUCUAUUGCACAAUUUAGAUGGUAUCAACCAAAUUCUAUUCGUAAAUUGUCAUGUAAUUUCACAUGGGGUUUUACGCGAAUAAAUAUGGCGAAAUUAAUUAAUCCACAUUUUCUUACGGAUUAUUUUUACACGUUUAUUCGGGAUAACUGGGACUAUAUCGAAGGUGGUACGUUGCGAAUUGAUCAAUGUAAUAAUAAUCAGCCAGCAUUAGUCUUUGAUCGUGAGAAUUUCACGGCAAUAUCGACACCAGUCAUUGUACAAAAUUUUUACGUUUUGGUCUUUCAAUUUAAUACAGAGUGCACUGGCGUAACACAAUGCCAAAAUAUUAGUACAAAAUUGACCUUUAAAACAAAUAUUCAUUCAGAAUGGGAAAAUUUAGCCGAUUUACCUGAAUUAUCAUGUCAAACAAAUUUAAUUAAUGGCGGUUAUUUCAAUAUGCGAACAAUUAAAUUACCUUCAGUAGCCUAUUCAAGGUAA